UUAAAAAUGUCAGUCUCUUCACUCGUUGAUAUAAGCAUUCGCGUUUUCUCCAUGUUAUUAAACCAGAGAUGACAACAAUACAAGUGGAUGAGAUCUGCAUCGGGCCACCUUGCCAUUGUUGCCAAUGCGGCCAGCAAAUAGUCCCGCCACCACCACCACCAUUUGACUAUUACUUCCCUUCUUAUCCUUGCUGCACCUAUCAAAAUGGCCAUAUCCCUCCAGAUUGCAAUUAUGUCCCUAAUUCCUCUUCUGGCUAUGAUGACUCCCCAGACAAGCCACCGUCGAAAGGAAACCAUGAUGAUCCCCCGCCCCCUCCGCCAAGGAUAAACCAUACAACAGAUGGAAAACGGAUUAAGGAAAGGAUUGAAAGAAAGUACAAGUCGACUAUUGAUAAUCUCAAGGAGGGAAGUAUGGUGUUGAAGGUCCCUGAUGUUGCUUUACCUGUCGGAGAAAAUCCAGCUUGGAAUGAUCCAAAGCUUUAUGUCUUGGGAAUUCAGCACACCCUAGUCAUCGUCUGGAAUGCAAUAAUGAUCCCCUCCACACUUUCUGCUAUGAUGGGCGGUGCCAAUUUGGAAAAGGCCGAGGCAAUCCAGACUUCCCUAUUUGUAACGGGAAUAAGCACAAUUUUACAAGUUGGUUUCGGUUCUCGGCUUCCUGUUGUGAUGCGGAGAUCCCAAGCUUUUAUCAUACCCGCCAUCUCCAUUGCUUUAUCUACCAACAGUAAUUGUAGCAUCACACUCAAUCACCGUCAGCGGUUUAAGCUAUCUGUGAGACGGGUACAAGGGGCAAGUAUUAUUGCGUCCUUGGUUCAAAUGAUUGUUGCUUUCUCUGGUUUAACCAAGUUUUUUACAAGAAAAGUACACCCUCUCCGAUCUGCUCCCUUCUUGACUCUCAUCGGACUUGGGCUUUAUUCACGGGGAUAUCCGCAGUUGUUGAGAUGUAAGGAAAUUGGAGUCCCAACAUUGCUUAUUAUAGUUCUCUCAACUCAGCUUCUUCCCCGGAUUUGGAAAUCAAAAAGAGAGCUAGUCGACAGAUUUGCUGUCACAAGCUCGGUUAUAGUUGCAUGGUUGUUUGCAGAGAUUUUGACUGCUGCUGGUGCAUACAAUAGUGCAGCUCAAGGAACACAAGCUAACUGUCGAACUGAUCGUUCUGGACACAUUCCGUAUACUCCAUGGAUAAAGAUUUCACUUCCAUUUCAAUGGGGAAGUCCCAUUUUUGAACCCCUUGAUGCCUUUCCAAUGAUAGCUGCUUGUUUUGUUGCUAGUAUUGAGUCUAGUGGAACAUUUAUUUCAACAUCCAGAUUAGGGGGUGCGUAUCGCAUACGAUCUAAAGCACUCGAUCGUGCAAUCGGCGUGCAGGGAAUUGGAACUCUUAUAGAAGCAAUAUUUGGCAUGGGACAUGGCUCCACUGCUUCAGUUGAACAUGCAGGUCUUGUGGGAUUAACACAGGUAGGCAGCAGAAGGGUCGUCCUGGUAUCAUCAGCUUUCAUGCUUACCCUUUCCAUACUAGCAAAGAUUGGGGCUUUUCUCGCUUCCAUACCCUUUCCAAUUGUGGCUGCUUUGCAGAUUGUCUUCUUCCCCUACGUGGCUACAGUAGGUCUUGACUACCUCCAAUUCUGCAAUACCAAUAGAUUCAGGUCAAAGUUCAUUUUAGGGUUUUCUCUCUUCACUGGACUCUCUCUGCCUCAAAACUUCAAUGGCUAUCUUUUAGUUUCUGGUCAAGCCACUGCUCCUCCUAUUACUCCCUCAACCAGGUUCAACGACAUAAUACAAGUGAUAUUUUCAUCCCCACCAACAGUUGCAACUAUAGCUGCUUUCUUUUCUGACCUACUUCACAAUGAAAAAUUUCUGAAAAGAAUUCUGUCUAAGGAGUCACGUGAGCAAGAAGAUGCAUCGAGUGAAGACGAUGAUGAUAUACCCAUGGCUGCUGAUGAGCCUAAGAAAGAGGACAGCAACCAGCAAGCUGCUGAGAAAUUGAAAGAGGAGAAAAAAAUAAUUAAAAAAGCAAAGUUGAAAAGAAGCAAAGCCGCUGAUGAUGGCACACUUAUGUUUAAGACAUUGAAGCAGUUGGAAAAACUCAGAUUUGCUGAUGACAUUCACAUUUCAGUGAAGAAAAAAGAGGCAAAAAAGGACGAGGAGAAGAAACAGGAAAAAGUUCCUGGGAGACCCCCUGCUCCAUAUUUAAUCAGAGCCAAGAAAAAGAAGUUGAAAGAUAUCAAGGCCCCUGAUACGCAAAUCUACUCUCUUCCUUCUAGUCUUAGUGAUUUCUUCUCAUGAUUCUGAUCGACUGCAGACACCUUUUCUUUUCUUUUCUUUUCUCUUUAUUCUCUUUUGAGCUUGAAAUAAAAUUUAAAGCUUUUGAAUC
Messenger RNA from Ricinus communis (castor bean), 2364 nucleotides. RefSeq names its product nucleobase-ascorbate transporter 4. Lineage: Eukaryota; Viridiplantae; Streptophyta; Magnoliopsida; Malpighiales; Euphorbiaceae. The transcript is spliced from 14 exons. The record is from RefSeq and is a predicted model, not a curated record. Gene Ontology annotation, cellular component: membrane. Gene Ontology annotation, molecular function: transmembrane transporter activity. Gene Ontology annotation, biological process: transmembrane transport. Bases 69 to 2276 code for a protein of 735 amino acids.